Suncus etruscus (white-toothed pygmy shrew) is the source of this 1617-nucleotide messenger RNA. It is a transcript of the gene VTN, whose product is annotated as vitronectin. Gene Ontology annotation, biological process: immune response; cell-matrix adhesion; cell adhesion mediated by integrin. Gene Ontology annotation, molecular function: extracellular matrix binding; scavenger receptor activity; polysaccharide binding. The record is from RefSeq and is a predicted model, not a curated record. NCBI's taxonomy places the organism in Eukaryota, Metazoa, Chordata, Mammalia, Eulipotyphla, Soricidae. Bases 102 to 1544 code for a protein of 480 amino acids. The transcript is spliced from 8 exons.
CUCCACUUUUUGGUGUCCCUCCCUCUUCCUUCUCAGGGGUUGAAGCAGAGACUUCAGAGCACAAAGCCUUCUGAAGGAGGCUCUCAACUGAAGGGCCUGCCAUGGCCACCACCAGGGCUCUUCUGGUGCUGGCCUUGCUGGCAGGGGUUGUUCUGGCUGACCAAGAUUCGUGCAAGGGUCGCUGCAUUGAAGGCUUCAACAAAGACAGAAAGUGCCAGUGUGAUGAGCUUUGUUCUUACUACCAGAGCUGCUGUGCGGACUACAUCGCUGAGUGUAAACCCCAAGUGACACGUGGGGAUGUGUUCACUCUGCCAGAAGAUGAGUAUAGCACUUAUGACUAUGAAACCUCAGACAAUAUCAGCAGCACCCAUACACAACCUGAGAGUGACAGGCUGAGCCCCACAUCUCAGAGCCAGCCAGAAAGGAUUACAGGAGAGCCUACUCUAAAUCCUGAGGAAGAGGCCUUCGAGCCUUCACAGGUGACUUCAGGGCCUGAGGAGGCAGGUCAUGGGCUUGGAACCACUCAAGAUACUGUGAGGCCCCUAACUGAGGAAGAGCUCUGCAGUGGCAAACCCUUUGACGCCUUCACCGAGCUCAAAAAUGGUUCCAUCUUCGCUUUCCGAGGGAAAUACUGCUAUGAACUGGAUGAAACAACAGUGAGGCCGGGGUACCCGAAGCUCAUCCGAGAUGUCUGGGGCAUUGAGGGCCCCAUUGAUGCUGCCUUUACUCGCGUCAACUGUCAGGGAAAGACCUACCUCUUCAAGGGUAGUGAGUACUGGCGCUUUGAGGAUGGUGUCCUGGACCCAGAUUACCCCCGUGAUAUAUCAGAGGGCUUCAGUGGCAUUCCGGAUGACGUGGAUGCAGCUUUGGCUCUCCCAGCUCAUAGUUACACUGGCCAGGAGAAGGCCUACUUCUUCAAGGGGAAACAAUACUGGGAGUACGAGUUCCAGCAGCAGCCCACACAGGAGGAUUGUGAAGACAGCUCCCAGUCGGCCGUGUUCACAUACUUUGCCCAGAUGCAGCGGGACAGAUGGGAUACCAUCUUCGAGCGUCUCUUCUGGGGCCAUUCCCCUGGUGGUGCUGGAGAGCCCAUGCUCAUCAGCGAGGGCUGGCGAGGUUUGCCUGAGCAGGUGGAUGCGGCUAUGGCAGGGCGCAUCUACAUCUCAGGCUUGACUCCUCGCUCCUUGCCCAAGAAGCCCAAAUGGAAGAAGAAGCGCAACCGGAAACGCUACCGAUCACACCGAAGCCGCAACCAGAAAGGCCAGCGCAAGUCCCGCUCAAUUCUAUCUCGGUUCUGGCUGUCCUGGCCCUCCAGUGAGGAGAGUGACCUGGAAACCUUCAACUACGGGGACUACGGGGACUAUAGCAGCAUAGACUGGCUGGUGUCAACCUCUUGUGAGCCCAUCCAGAGCAUCUACUUCUUCUCAGGAGACAAAUACUACCGGGCCAAUCUUCGCACAAAGCAAGUGGACACCGUGACUCCUCCUUACCCUCGCUCCAUUGACCAAUUUUGGCUGGACUGUCCAGCCCCUGGCCACCAGUAGGAGCAUAAUCCUACUCUCCUGGCUAUCCGUCCUCCUGCUCCCAGCCCAAUAAAGCACCCUUGGCACUGUUUCA